Molecule: messenger RNA, 1838 nt
Organism: Xenopus tropicalis (tropical clawed frog)
Lineage: Eukaryota; Metazoa; Chordata; Amphibia; Anura; Pipidae
Gene: mab21l1
Product: mab-21-like 1
Biological process (GO): eye development
Cellular component (GO): nucleus
Source: RefSeq, marked provisional
UGUAUAUCGCCUGCUGAGCACAGGGCCGCAUACACUCGCUGCAAUAGGGAAGGGGGUGUGUGAGUGAUGUAAAAGCUCAGUCAGUCAUUGUCCCCUGGGCUACCCCGGCCAUACCAUCACUAGCACCCCCCUUACUCUCAGCUACCACGGACUAUUUCCCCUCAAAGUUGGCUCCAGCCCCAGCAGCCGCCUUGGAUCCGUCAGCUUACUGUGAGACUCCGGUGUACAACCCGGAUCUCUGCCCGAACAUGGUGGCGGCCCAGGCCAAGCUGGUGUAUCACCUGAACAAGUACUACAAUGAGAAGUGCCAGGCGCGCAAGGCGGCCAUCGCCAAGACUAUCCGGGAGGUGUGCAAGGUGGUGUCGGACGUGCUGAAGGAGGUGGAGGUGCAGGAGCCCCGCUUCAUCAGUUCCCUCAAUGAGAUGGACAACCGCUACGAGGGGCUGGAGGUGAUCUCCCCCACGGAGUUCGAGGUGGUGCUGUACCUCAACCAGAUGGGGGUCUUCAACUUCGUGGAUGACGGCUCCCUGCCGGGCUGCGCCGUGCUCAAGCUGAGUGAUGGCAGGAAGCGGAGCAUGUCCCUGUGGGUGGAAUUCAUCACCGCCUCCGGGUACCUCUCCGCCCGGAAGAUCCGCUCCCGGUUCCAGACCCUGGUGGCCCAGGCGGUGGAUAAGUGCAGCUACCGGGACGUGGUGAAGAUGGUGGCGGAUACGAGCGAGGUGAAGCUGCGCAUCAGGGACCGCUAUGUGGUACAGAUCACCCCCGCCUUCAAGUGCACCGGCAUCUGGCCCCGCAGCGCUGCCCACUGGCCCUUGCCCCACAUCCCCUGGCCCGGGCCCAACAGGGUGGCAGAAGUCAAGGCCGAGGGCUUCAACCUGCUCUCCAAGGAGUGCCACACGCUGGCGGGCAAGCAGAGCUCGGCCGAGAGUGACGCCUGGGUGCUGCAGUUCGCCGAGGCCGAGAAUCGCUUGCAGCUGGGCGGCUGUAGGAAGAAAUGCCUCUCCUUACUCAAAACCCUGCGGGACCGGCACCUGGAGCUGCCCGGGCAGCCGCUCAAUAACUACCACAUGAAAACCCUGGUGUCCUACGAGUGCGAGAAGCACCCCCGGGAGUCGGACUGGGACGAGUCGUGCCUGGGGGACCGGCUGAAUGGCAUCCUGCUGCAGCUCAUCUCCUGCCUCCAAUGCCGCCGCUGCCCGCACUACUUCCUGCCCAACCUCGACCUCUUCCAGGGGAAACCCCACUCCGCCCUGGAGAACGCUGCCAAGCAGACCUGGAGGCUGGCAAGGGAGAUCCUCACCAACCCCAAGAGCCUGGAGAAGCUCUGAGCCCCAUGGGCAAGCCUGGGAUACAAACUGGCACAGGGUUACACAGACUGGCACACUAGGAUUUCACUGACAAGCUGCUGCCCUCCAGCUGGCACUGAACUACAAAUCCCAAAAUUCCAGCCUAGCCUGGAUGUAGGAAUAUACCCGGCUAAGAAGCGAUGAGGGGGAUGCUGGGAGUUGUAGUUGUACAGCAGCCGGGGGGCAGAAGGUUGGCUGUGUUCGCAUCUUGCACCCCCGAAAGGGCAACGAGUCAAUCCCGGGAUCGAGUGUGUUGUUACUCGCUGAUGGAUACAAUCUCCCGGCUCUGUACUGCAGCUAAACUCAUCCUAAAUAAAAAGGAACAUCGCCAUUGCUGUAAACACAAAUCAGACUUCUUUUUAUAAAUUAUUUAAAGAACUGCGCAAUUUUAAAAGGUGUCGUUGGAGAGAAAAAAAAAACUCGAUUUAUCGUGCACUCAGCCCGUUAGAAUAAAAAUAUAUGAAUACAAAUCAUUUCAAGAAAAAAAAAAAA